CAAACACCUAACCUUCAGGACGACUAUAACAAGAUGUAACGAUUUUGAAACCCGUCAUACGUUAGCCAUGACUCCCAAACUUGGUUACUGGAAAAUCAGAGGCUUUGCGCAACCGAUUCGCCUUCUUUUAGAAUAUGUUGGAGAAAAAUACGAGGAGCGUUUGUAUGAUCGUGAUGAGGCUGAUGUGUGGAAAGCUGAGAAAUUCAAAUUAGGUCUUGAGUUUCCAAACCUUCCAUAUUAUAUUGAUGGUGACUUUAAGUUGACACAGUCUAACGCUAUCAUACGUUAUAUUGCUGAUAAGCACAAUAUGUUGGGUGGCUGUCCAAAAGAACGUGCGGAAAUUUCUAUGUUUGAAGGAGCAGUUAUGGAUAUUAGAGUCAGUGCUUCAAGAACUGCAUAUAGUAAGCAAUAUGAAACCCUCAAAAUUGACUUUCUCAACAAACUUCCAUCAAUGCUGAAAAUGUUUGAAGAUCGUUUGUCUGACAAGAUGUACUUGAAUGGUGACAAA
Schistosoma turkestanicum is the source of this 508-nucleotide messenger RNA. NCBI's taxonomy places the organism in Eukaryota, Metazoa, Platyhelminthes, Trematoda, Strigeidida, Schistosomatidae. The record is from the annotation of a GenBank genome assembly.